Molecule: messenger RNA, 1249 nt
Organism: Lathyrus oleraceus (garden pea)
Lineage: Eukaryota; Viridiplantae; Streptophyta; Magnoliopsida; Fabales; Fabaceae
Exons: 6
Coding region: 547-1014 (155 amino acids)
Molecular function (GO): kinase activity
Source: RefSeq, a predicted model, not a curated record
UUUUGUUUCCCAACUUGGUGUAUGUGAACUAUAAUAUUAUGAUUGAAAUAUUACCUACUUCCCUUAGUCAACCUGAACAUUGUUUCUCAAACUCCCAAGUUAGCUCAUACAAUCUUAUGUUUCUAGGCAUCAAAAUCAAAUUAACUUGCUUACAGGAUCCUUUCUGUGUCAACUCAUGUAGACUCACAAAAACUCGUAUAAACCUUUGAUUUGAGGACAAUUGAACGAGAGUACAAUAUAAUUGCUAUUUUCUCCCAGAUGUGAACAAAUAUACAGAGGAGGCGAAUGAUGCUCCAUUGAGUCCCAACCCCACCGUAGUUCCUAGAGUAAACAAAGUCAUACACCAGGAACACAUGAACAAAUCCAUUGUUGUGAGUUUGAAAUGAACCCAAAAGGCCAACGAGGUGAACGGACCUAAAUCUGAUGGGCUGAAACCUAGGUCUACCGAGUUGAAUCCAGCUCCAAUGAGGAGAACCCAAUCCCUCCAUAUUUCAUUCAUUAGCAGCUCACAAUAAUAUUCCUAUUUUAGUUGAGGCAGAAUCACCAAUGGAAGGGUUAGAUGAGCUAUUGAAGCUUGCUGAUUUUGUUGUAUGUUCAGCAAAGUUUCCACUGGCUUGGACACAAGCACCAUCUAUCCCGAGUGCAUUAGUUUCCAUGCUUAUAAGAUUGCCAAAUGUCAAGUUUGUGAUUGUGACUCUGGGUGAAGAUGGCUGUCUAAUGUUGGAAAGAAGUACAAAUGAGUAUGUCAGCGUAGAAGAAAGGAAUCUAGAGAGGCUCUUAGAACUCUUGUACAAAGAGAAAGAUGAUAGCUUGGCUAUUCCAACCUGUAUAUCAUCGGUGGUGAGAAAGUUCAGAUCAGAUGGAAUAGGCACAGUUUGUGGGAGAUUCUUGAUCGGAACAGCAGAGAAGAUACCAGAUUCUGAGCUUAUUGAUACAACUGGUGCAGGGGAUGCAUUUAUUGGAGCGAUUAUGUAUGUCAACAAUCACGGACUAAUCGUUGUGAACAGUAAGUAGUAAUGGUUAUUGCACUCACAUGGUUUCCUGCAAUCUGCAAUCCUUAUCUUUGCUGCAAACCCUAUCUUUCCUGCAAUCUGCAAUCCUUAUCUUUCCUGCAAACCUUAUCUUUCCUGCAAUCCCUCUUAAGCACAGGUAUUCCAUUUUAGAUAAAGUAUCGGUACCGGGUAUUUACUGGGUACCGGUACUCAUACGGUACGCGUACGGUACGCACCAAAGCCGUAUUAUUUUUUUU